Messenger RNA from Dromaius novaehollandiae (emu), 6917 nucleotides. RefSeq names its product kinase D interacting substrate 220 (gene KIDINS220). Bases 465 to 5759 code for a protein of 1764 amino acids. The transcript has 31 exons. Gene Ontology annotation, biological process: nerve growth factor signaling pathway. Lineage: Eukaryota; Metazoa; Chordata; Aves; Casuariiformes; Dromaiidae. The record is from RefSeq and is a predicted model, not a curated record. Gene Ontology annotation, molecular function: PDZ domain binding; protein kinase regulator activity.
CCGCGGCCGAGCUCACGUGACCAGCCCGGCAGGGACGGGGGGAGGCAGAGAGAAGUAAGAUGGCCGCCGCUGCCGGUGCGAAGUGAGGAGCGCUCUGAGCCGCUCCCUCCUUGUCAGUCCCAGGCUGGGCCGGGGAGCCGCCCGCGGGGGCCGAGUCCCGCCGGCUUUGGGAUACCUGGAAGUAUAUACCACAGUGCUGUGUAGUUGGAAGGUAGCUUUCUUAUCCAGAAACAGAAGGAAACAUGUUAUAAGAGUAAGAAAGCUAUUUUAAAAGAAAACCUUAAGUUGCGUUUAAUUCACUGUAAUCUUUACUGUGACCUACUAAAAAAGAAAAAAGAGAAGGCAAUAAAGAGAAGACAGCUUUGAUAUUUACUACCAUUUCACUCCUCACCUUGCUUGUGUGUUAUGGUACUUCACCUGUAUGAUAAGUUCUAUUGUACAAGCAUUUUCAAUACUGUGUAGAGAUGGCAAGUCUGAUGAGUCAGAGUCUGUUGACCUACGUAGAAGAAGGAAAUGUUCCUGCUCUGAAAGCGCUUCUUGAGAAGUGCAAGGAUGUGGAUGAGAGAAAUGAGAAUGGCCAGACUCCACUCAUGUUGGCUGCUGAGCAAGGCAAUUUAGAAAUUGUACAAGAGCUUCUAAAGAAGGGAGCUAACUGCAACUUGGAAGAUGCAGAUAAUUGGACAGCCCUUAUUUCAGCAGCUAAAGAAGGACAUGCAGAUAUCGUAGCAGAACUACUCAAUUAUAAUGUCAGUUUGGAGCAUCGAGAUUUGGGAGGAUGGACUGCUCUCAUGUGGGCAUCCUAUAAAGGUCGUACAGAAGUAGCUGAGCUGCUCCUUGAAAAAGGAGCAAAUCCAAACAUCACAGGAUUGCAAUACAGUGUUUAUCCAAUUAUUUGGGCAGCAGGACGAGGCCAUUCAGAUAUAGUACAUCUCUUACUGCAGCAUGGGGCUAAAGUGAACUGCUCUGACAAAUAUGGAACCACCCCACUGGUUUGGGCAGCUAGGAAAGGUCAUUUGGAGUGUGUGAGGUACCUGCUGCAAAUGGGAGCCGAUGUUGAUCAAGAAGGAGCAAAUUCUAUGACUGCACUUAUUGUAGCAGUGAAGGGUGGCUAUACGGACUCAGUUAAAGAAAUACUGAAAAGGAACCCAAAUGUAAAUUUAACAGAUAAAGAUGGAAAUACAGCUUUGAUGAUUGCAUCAAAGGAGGGACACACUGAAAUUGUUCAGGAUCUUCUUGAUGCUGGAACUUAUGUGAACAUUCCUGAUAGAAGUGGAGACACUGUGCUGAUUGGAGCUGUUAGAGGAGGUCAUGUUGAAAUUGUGAGGGCCUUGCUGCAUAAAUAUGCUGAUAUAGACAUUAGAGGUCAGGAUAAUAAGACUGCUUUGUAUUGGGCAGUUGAGAAAGGAAAUGCCACGAUGGUGAGGGAUAUCUUGCAAUGCAACCCUGAUACUGAAACAUGUACAAAGGAUGGAGAAACACCACUUAUAAAGGCAACCAAGAUGAGAAAUAUUGAGAUAGUAGAGCUCCUUCUGGACAAAGGAGCUAAGGUUUCUGCUGUAGACAAGAGAGGAGAUACUCCACUCCACAUUGCCAUUCGUGGAAGAAGCCGUAAACUUGCUGAACUACUCUUAAGAAAUCCAAAAGAUGGUAGAUUGCUUUAUAGACCCAACAAAACAGGAGAAACACCUUACAAUAUUGACUGUAGCCACCAGAAAAGUAUUUUAACACAGAUAUUUGGAGCCCGGCACUUGUCUCCCACGGAAUCGGAUGGUGACAUGCUGGGCUAUGAUCUCUACAGCAGCGCUUUGGCUGAUAUUCUUAGCGAACCAACCAUGCAGCCACCUAUUUGUGUAGGGUUGUAUGCACAGUGGGGAAGUGGAAAAUCUUUUCUUCUCAAGAAACUGGAAGAUGAAAUGAAAACUUUUGCAGGUCAGCAGAUCGAGCCUCUGUUCCAGUUCUCUUGGCUUGUUGUAUUCCUCACACUUUUGCUGUGUGGAGGUUUGGGUUUAUUGCUUGCUUUCACAGUGGAUGCAAAGCUUGGAAUAGCAGUGUCACUCAGCUUAUUAGCAGUUCUCUAUAUAUUCUUUGCUGUAAUUUACUUUGGUGGCCGAAGAGAAGGUGAGAGCUGGAACUGGGCGUGGGUAUUAAGUGCCAGGCUGGCAAGACAUAUUGGGUAUUUAGAGUUGCUUCUCAAGCUCAUGUUUGUGAACCCACCAGAAUUGCCAGAGCAAACCACUAAAGCUUUACCUGUCAGAUUUUUGUUUACUGACUACAAUAGACUGUCCAGUGUAGGUGGAGAAACUUCAUUGGCUGAGAUGAUUGCUACCCUCUCCGAUGCAUGUGAAAGAGAAUUUGGUUUCUUAGCAACAAGGCUAUUUCGAGUUUUCAAGACAGAAGAUACACAAGGUAAAAAGAAAUGGAAGAAAACUUGCUGUCUCCCAUCCUUUGUGAUUUUCCUAUUCAUAUUGUCUUGCAUUGUUUCUGGGAUUGCUCUGCUGGCGAUUUUUAAUGUGGAACCAACAAACAUGACAGUGAAUGCUAUUCUUAUAUCAGUUGCAUGUGUUGUUGGUUUGGCCUUUAUCUUGAACUGUCGCACCUGGUGGCAAGUGAUGGAUUCAGUUUUAAAUUCUCAAAGAAAACGCCUUCACAAUGCUGCCUCCAAGCUUCACAAGUUAAAAAGUGAGGGGUUCAUGAAGGUUCUGAAAUGUGAAGUGGAAUUGAUGGCCAAAAUGGCAAAAACCAUUGACGGCUUCACUCAGAAUCAGACAAGGCUUGUUGUAAUUAUUGAUGGAUUGGAUGCUUGUGAACAGGACAAAGUUUUACAGAUGCUUGAUACGGUGCGAGUCUUGUUUUCGAAAGGCCCAUUUAUUGCUAUUUUUGCAAGUGAUCCACAUAUUAUUAUAAAGGCUAUUAACCAAAAUCUUAAUAGUGUUCUACGUGAUUCAAACAUAAAUGGACAUGAUUACAUGCGAAAUAUAGUCCAUUUGCCUGUUUUUCUGAAUAGCCGUGGGCUUAGUAAUGCAAAAAAGCUGAUGGUAGCUUCAACAACCAAUGGAGAUGUUCCUUAUACAGAUAAUGCAGGAUUACCCGAAGAAGUUGACAGGAGAGUUUCUCAGAACAGUCUUGGAGAGAUGACCAAGCUUGGUAGCAAAACUGCUCUUAAUAGACGGGAUACUUACAGAAGACGACAAAUGCAACGUACCAUUACUCGCCAGAUGUCUUUUGAUUUGACCAAGCUUUUGGUUACAGAGGAUUGGUUCAGUGAUAUCAGUCCUCAGACCAUGAGAAGAUUACUUAAUAUUGUUUCUGUGACAGGUCGUUUAUUGAGAGCUAAUCAGAUCACAUUCAAUUGGGAUAGACUGGCUAGUUGGAUCAAUCUCACAGAGCAGUGGCCGUACAGAACAUCGUGGCUUAUACUACAUCUUGAAGAGACUGAAGGUGUUCCAGAUCAACUGACUUUAAAAACCAUUUAUGAGAGAAUUUCAAAGAAUAUUCCUACAACAAAAGAUGUUGAACCUCUACUGGAAAUUGAUGGAGACAUACGGAACUUUGAAGUAUUUUUAUCUUCGCGAACGCCUGUUCUAAUAGCACGUGAUGUAAAAACCUUUUUGCCAUGUACUGUAAAUUUAGAUCCGAAGCUACGAGAAAUCAUUGCAGAUGUUCGUGCUGCAAGAGAUCAAAUAAAUAUUGGAGGACUUCCUUAUCCCACAUUGCCUCUACAUGAGGCCCCUGCUAGAGCAACAUCUCUGUUCAGUCAGCCUUCUUCAGCUUGCUCCUCAACAACCUCUUUCAAUGGACCUUUCAAUAAUGGAGUUUUAUCACCGCAACCUCAUAGCAGUUACUAUAGUGGUAUGACAGGACCUCAGCAUCCAUUCUACAAUCGGCCAUUCUUUGCCCCAUAUCUUUACAUGCCAAGGUAUUACCCUGGCAGUUCUCAUCUCAUCUCACGUCCACCACUAAAAACGAGUUUGUCCAGAGAUCAGAACAAUGGCCUAGGAGCAGGAGCAGGCUCAGGUUUGGCCACAGGAGUAUCACAUGUGCCUCUGAGCACAAUGAGCGUGGAAACUGUAUGUGAGAAACUAAAGCAAAUAGAUGGCCUGGACCAGACUAUGCUACCUCAAUAUUCUGCAACUAUAAGAAAGGCAAAUAUAAAUGGCCGUGUCUUGGCUCAGUGCAACACUGAUGAACUGAAAAGGGAAAUGAAUAUGAAUUUUGGUGACUGGCACCUGUUCAGGAGCAUGAUACUUGAAAUGAGAAAUUCAGAAAAUCAGGCUGCUCAGGGAGAUCCUGAUGUAACAACUGAGCAUGUUACCGCUGCGAUUUCUCAUAGUGAACUUACUCGUCGUCCUGGGCAUAACACUGAGUUGCCUCACACCGAGCUUACGGGUCUUUCUGGUCAAGCUCCCUACACGCUUAACUUCAGCUUUGAAGAACUGAACACAAUUGGUCUUGAUGAAGCUCCUCCGCGUCAUAGUAACUUAAGUUGGCAGUCACAGACUCGUAGAACUCCAAGUCUUUCAAGUCUUAACUCUCAAGAUUCUAGUAUCGAAAUAUCAAAGUUAACUGAUAAGGUGCAGGCAGAAUAUAGAGAUGCAUAUAGAGAAUAUAUUGCUCAGAUGUCACAGUUAGAAGGGGGUGCCAAUUCUACUACGGUAAGUGGCAGGUCCUCCCCCCAUAGCUCAUCUGCUUUCUAUAUGGGGCAGAGCACAUCAGGGGGUUCCCUGCAUUCAAGUGCAGAACAAGAAAAAGGAAAAGAUGGUGAACAGAAACAAGAUGAUGGAAGAAAGUCCUUCUUGUUGAAGAGGAAUGAUGUUGAUUACAGUACGUCAGGUGUUUCAACUAAUGAUGCAUCUCCUCUGGAUCCUAUUACUGAAGAAGAUGAAAAAUCUGAUCAGUCUGGUUCCAAGCUUCUCCCAGGAAAGAAGUCUUCAGAAAGAACAAGUAUUUUCCAGGCUGCAGAUAUAAAGCUUAAGGGAGUUACUCUCCGGUAUCAGAAACUUCCAAGUGAUGAAGAUGAGUCAGGAACUGAAGAAUCAGAUAAUACUCCACUUCUUAAGGAAGGUAAAGACAAGAAAGCAGAUGGAAAAAUAGAUAAACAACCCAAAUCCCCAGAACAUGGAUCUGAACCGAUUAGAACAUUCAUCAAAGCAAAAGAGUACUUGACAGAUGCCCUUUUGGACAAAAAAGAUUCUUCUGACUCUGGUGUAAGAUCCAAUGAAAGUUCUCCAAAUCAUUCCCUCCAUAAUGAAGGAGCAGAUGAUUCACAGCUUGAAAAGGCAAAUCUCAUUGAGCUUGAAGAUGACAGUCACAGUGGAAAGCGAGGAAUUCCGCACAGCCUUAGUGGCCUUCAGGAUCCAGCUGUGGUUCGCAUGUCUAUUUGCUCAGAAGAUAAGAAAAGCCCGUCUGAGAGCAGCUUGAUAGCGAGCAGUCCAGAAGAGAACUGGCCUGCUUGCCAGAAAGUCUAUAAUUUAAAUAGAACCCCCAGUACAGUAACGCUAAAUAAUAACAGUGCUCCAACCAAUAGAGCUAAUCAAAAUUUUGAAGAAAUAGAAGGUAUCAGAGAUUCAUCUCAAAUUAUCCUGCGCCCUGGCUCAAGUUCCAAUUCAACUGCAGUUCAGAAUGAGAACCUGAAGAGUGCCACUCACAAGCGGAGCCAGCGAUCCAGUUAUACCAGGCUUUCCAAAGAUUCUUCGGAGCUCAGCACUGUUGCUGCCUCAGAUGGAGCUGGUUUUGGAGAAGAAAGAGAGAGUAUCCUGUGAAAGGAAGCCAGAUUAAAACAGAGUAUGCCCAUGAGUUGUAGCUUGCUAGGAAUUCUUUGUCAGUGUGUGGUUACGUUAGCUAUGUAGUUAAAACUUUCAAUUCAGCAAUUAACAGAUCUAGAUUAUUUUUAGUCAUUUUUUUGCAAAGAAGAAAUAAUCUUUGCAAGAAGCAAAGUGCUUCAGACCUUCCUUCCCCAUAUUUGUAUUACUAGUAAAUAUUUUAUUUCCUCCCCAAAUGAAGCAGUACCUGUCAUUGCAUGGAAACUCAGUUCUUUGUUAAAAUGCUGUGCAAAGGUUUGGUCAGGGCAGAUGUUACAGAAGCAUGGUUUUCAUUAUUAAAAUAAUUCUGUGAUUUCACAUUUUUGUUGGGAGAUAUAAUACUUAUUCCUUCUAAAUAUUCCUGUUAAGUCUCCUUCCUUACCAGUAAAGUUAAGACCAUGCAUUUUUACCAUUUGAUAUAAGCGAUGCCAGAUGAUUAAAUAUCACAACCUGUGAUACCCUUAUCAAACUUUGCAUUAAAUACUCAAUUAAUGUGUGCAGCAUAAUAUUAUGUAUGUUGAAAUUUAAAUGUUAAGAUACCUGUUUGGCUAUAUGUACAUUUGUAUUCUGUGUGUGUUCAGUAAUUGCUGUUGACUUUGUGAGCUUUGGGUAGAAUGUUGAUAGGUUUAUAGGAGGGACUGUCUUGAUGUAUCAUUAGAAUUGGCAGUUAUUUAUAAGGUAAUGCCUCAUCAUAGUGAAUGCAUUAUUUAUUAUAGGUACAUAAUUUCACAAUCAGUGCUCUAAAUAGAUGCAACCACCUGAGCUACAUUAAAAUAUUGUAAAAGUAAUGUGUGAAUGUGAUGUCUGAACUACAGAGUAUCUGUUGCUGUGCAUGAUCUUUCCCUGGUACAGUGUUUAUUGUUUGGUUAUAGAAAGAAAAAUUUGGUAGUUUGCUAUUUUAAAAAGCAGUAUGUACUUCCUGGAAGCAGAGCUGUAUGCCUGCUUCUUUAUUUCAGAAGUGCAGUAUUCCAUUUUUAUUUGUCAUCUAAGUAAUGCAUCUGAAUGUUACUGUAGCAAGUACUUUGUACUGUCCAGUGAAAUAUGCAUGAUUUUGAGGAAAAAAAAUGUUCAGACUAGAUUCUGGUAGUACAAAGAGAAUAAAAAAUAAUUGGCAUAUUG